Molecule: messenger RNA, 2623 nt
Organism: Populus trichocarpa (black cottonwood)
Lineage: Eukaryota; Viridiplantae; Streptophyta; Magnoliopsida; Malpighiales; Salicaceae
Product: neutral/alkaline invertase 3, chloroplastic
Exons: 7
Coding region: 281-2272 (663 amino acids)
Biological process (GO): sucrose catabolic process
Cellular component (GO): chloroplast
Molecular function (GO): endo-alpha-N-acetylgalactosaminidase activity; sucrose alpha-glucosidase activity
Source: RefSeq, a predicted model, not a curated record
AUGAUUUUCUCAUUCGUACUCGGGUUUAUGCAUACAACAUAAACAUUAAACAACCACCAAAGAAUCGACAGUCAUUGUUUUUUUUUUUCUCUAGUUUCUUUUUGAAGCCAAGAGAGAUAUUACUACAACAUUAAAAAAAUCAAAAACCUCUCUUGCUAAUUAUAUCAGCAGCUCCAAAUUUUUAUUGGCAUCUUGAGUUAAAGCUGGGUUCUCAGACUCAUUUUGAUCGAAGUGAUUUUGAGUCUAGUGAGCAUCAAUUUAUUUGAUAAGCAUAUUGUUGAUGGCGACUUCGGAUGCAGUUCUGCAAGUUUUGUCUGGGGCUGGUCCUCGCAGUUUCAGUUCUGACCUUUGUUUUAACAAUUUAGAUUUGGCAUUCCGUUCUAAGCAUAUAAAAUAUGUAAAGAAAAGGGCCUCAAGGCAUAUGAAAAUGCUCGAGUGUUCGAGUGUUCAGCAGAAUUGUAUAGGAAAACAUUGGUUUAAGAGAUCAGGUGACGGUGAUCUGUCUGUGAAUGCAACGAUCAAGAGACUGCAGCUUCUGAGGUGCAAAUGCCAGAAGGCAGAAAGAGUUAGUGGUGUAACUACAGAAGGAGGAAAUGGAACAUGGUUUGUAGAUAGUGCAAAGACGUUAAACCUGAAUGGGGCGGUGAACACACCGGGUGUAUUGGAGCUUGGGGACACUCAACAGUUGAUGCGGGAAAAGGAGGUUUUGACAUCUAAUGGUUCAGCAAAUAAGGAAGAGGAGAGUUUGGCAACUAAUGGUGCUGUAGGAACAGGUAGAGAUGCCUCUCGCAAGGUUAGUGUAGACCCUACUGAGGAAGAAGCAUGGGAGCUACUGCGGGAUUCUGUAGUUCAUUAUUGUGGCAGUCCAAUUGGAACGAUUGCUGCCAAUGAUCCCACCAGUUCCAGUGUGUUGAAUUAUGACCAGGUCUUCAUUAGAGACUUCAUACCUUCUGGUAUUGCUUUUCUUUUGAAGGGAGAAUAUGAUAUUGUCCGGAACUUCCUCCUUCAUACGCUUCAGUUGCAGAGUUGGGAGAAAACAAUGGACUGUCACAGUCCUGGACAGGGAUUAAUGCCUGCUAGUUUCAAGGUGCGCACUUUUCCUUUGGAUGGUGAUGAUUCUGCAACAGAGGAGGUAUUGGAUCCUGACUUUGGAGAGGCAGCAAUUGGCCGUGUUGCACCAGUUGAUUCUGGAUUAUGGUGGAUUAUCUUGUUACGUGCAUAUGGGAAAUGCUCUGGUGAUCUCUCAGUUCAGGAGAGGAUCGAUGUGCAAACUGGAAUUAAGAUGAUUCUGAGGUUAUGUCUUGCUGAUGGUUUUGACAUGUUCCCAACAUUGUUGGUGACAGAUGGUUCUUGCAUGAUAGAUCGCAGAAUGGGAAUUCAUGGGCACCCUCUAGAAAUCCAGGCACUCUUUUAUUCCGCCUUACUUUGUGCAAAGGAGAUGCUCGCCCCAGAGGAUGGAUCAGCUGAUCUCUUACGAGCUUUGAACAAUCGUCUAGUAGCUCUGUCGUUCCAUAUCAGAGAGUAUUACUGGAUCGAUUUAAGAAAAUUAAAUGAAAUUUACCGUUACAAGACUGAAGAGUACUCUUAUGAUGCAGUUAAUAAGUUCAACAUUUACCCAGAUCAGGUUUCUCCUUGGUUGGUGGAAUGGAUGCCCAACCAAGGAGGCUACCUUAUUGGAAACUUGCAACCAGCUCAUAUGGAUUUCCGAUUCUUUUCUCUUGGAAACAUAUGGUCUGUUGUAAGUGGUCUUGCAACAAGAGAUCAGUCAAAUGCGAUAUUGGAUCUCAUUGAAGCCAAGUGGUCAGAUUUGGUAGCAGACAUGCCAUUGAAGAUUUGCUAUCCAGCUCUUGAAGGUCAGGAGUGGCAAAUUAUCACUGGAAGUGAUCCUAAGAACACGCCUUGGUCUUACCACAAUGCAGGUUCCUGGCCAACUCUUCUGUGGCAGCUGACAGUUGCAUGCAUAAAGAUGAAUAGACCAGAAAUAGCAGCAAGAGCAGUCGAUAUUGCUGAGAAACGCAUAUCAAGAGACAAAUGGCCUGAAUAUUAUGACACCAAAAAGGCAAGGUUCAUUGGAAAACAAGCACGCCUGUUCCAGACAUGGUCCAUUGCUGGAUACCUUGUGGCUAAGCUCUUGCUUGCAGACCCAAGUGCAGCCAGGAUGCUCGUAACUGAUGAAGAUCCUGAGCUUGUCAAUGCCUUCUCCUGCAUGAUCAGUUCUAAUCCAAGGAGAAAGCGUGGUCAGAAGAAUUCGAAAAAGCCAUUCAUAGUAUGAAUUACCGAGCUGUCUCUGCAAAAUCGGGGUAUUGUUCUCUUGAUUCGAGAACUAAUCAUCCAGGUGCCUGCUAGUAAUUAUACUGAAUUUGCUUUUACAAAGUUCAGUAAAAGUAAUCAAUCUAAUUCAUUUGUAUGAAUAAGGUGAAAUUUCAAUCCCACCUUAUUUAUGUAUGGAUAGUAUUGAUCUGUAAAAACCAUGUAAAUAAAGAUGGAGUUGUUAGAGGAUGAUACCUGGAACAUCCUUGAUGUGGAUGAACUCUGGUGAUUCAAUUUGCUUAACUUCUACAGUAAUUUUGUUUUCUUGAGAAACUGAAAGACAAUCAGAAACACAUAUUGAAGUUUAAUUGUA